UCAAAGCACUGUGGGAUGCGAUACAAGGGAGCUAACUCCCUGCUUACCUGCAUCUGACGAGUUGGUGUAAUGCUAUGCACUUAAACUGCUUCAGAGUGCUUCACUACAAAUCAUACCAGGACCAGUACUAUAUUUCCGAAGAAAGUUAGGCCAGAAUCUUUGAUGCCACUCACACCGGUCUCAGCUCUAACCCAACUUCCUUGUUUCGCUUCUACCUGACAAAGUUCAUGCUUCAUCGUUUUCAGAAAUCCGAUGGCCACGUUGAGCCCCCGGUCAGUGUUUAUAACAGGAAGUUCCAGCGGUAUCGGCCUGGAACUAGUCAGACAGCUGGUGAAUCUGUCCCAUCGUCCACAGCAUCUUCUAGCUUCGUGCAGAGACCCCAGCAGCGACGAGGCGCGUCAGCUUCAAGACAUAGCGGCUGCCCACCCAGAAGUUGUCGUGGUCAAGUUGGACAUCACGAGUGACCAGGAUAUCAAGGAGGCGGUUGUCACUGCCGAGCAGGUGCUGGGAGAGGAGGGGCUGAAUCUGCUCAUCAACAACGCCGCCAUAUUGUCCAAGGUGUCCGGUGUGAGGGACGUGACGAGGGACGAUCUCGUGGGUCACUUCGACUGCAACACGGCUGGACCAAUGAUGGUGUCCAAGAGUCUCCUCCCGCUUCUACUGAAGGCUGCCAACAAAAGCUUGUCCCACCUCAGUUGUAACCGGGCGGCCAUCAUCAAUGUGUCUUCAGGACUCAGUUCCAUGUCGUUCUGUAUCAAGAAUAUGAAACAUCCUUGGUACAGCUACAUCUGCUCCAAGGCUGCCCUCACCAUGGCAACGAACAUCAUGGGGAGAGAACUCUGUAAUGAUGGUAUUUUAGUGGCCGCUGUGAACCCUGGUCAUGUUAAGACAAAUAUGGGUGGUUCGGAUGCUCCAAUCUGUGUUGAGGACUGCGUAUCAAACCUUUUGAGAACGUUUGCAUCCUUCAAUGAAAGAUCUGUUGGUCUGCUUCACUCAAAUUACGGUGAAGUAAUACCAUGGUGAAAAAUGAAAGUAAAAUCAAUUUUCAUUUAUCAAAAACUGUCCUGCCUGACUAAUGAAAAUAAAAGAAUGCAAUCAUA
Messenger RNA from Haliotis rubra (blacklip abalone), 1100 nucleotides. RefSeq names its product C-factor-like. The transcript is spliced from 3 exons. Lineage: Eukaryota; Metazoa; Mollusca; Gastropoda; Lepetellida; Haliotidae. The record is from RefSeq and is a predicted model, not a curated record. The coding region runs from base 253 to 1023 and encodes 256 amino acids.